Molecule: messenger RNA, 2841 nt
Organism: Cavenderia fasciculata
Lineage: Eukaryota; Evosea; Eumycetozoa; Acytosteliales; Cavenderiaceae
Exons: 3
Coding region: 1-2841 (946 amino acids)
Biological process (GO): RNA 3'-end processing
Molecular function (GO): nucleotidyltransferase activity
Source: RefSeq, a predicted model, not a curated record
AUGUCAACACCAACAUCUACAUCUACCUUGAAAAUGGAACAUGUACAUCCAAAAUUAAAGGAACAAAUUAAACUUAAUAACAAGUUGUUCUCAACAGACUCGGAUAGAAUAGUCGGUCAAUACAAGAGAUAUGACAUUGAUAGUGUGUUUGAUAUAAAACAACAACAAUCAGUUACUGCAACUGCUGCUACUACGCCUGCAGCAGCAGCUUCUUUAACAUCACCUGAUGACAAUUCAAAGAGUCAACUACUUCAACAACAAUUACAAAAGGAGGAUCUUGAUCGAUACAUGGAGAGAGCUGAAGGUUUGUUACAAGAUUGUUCAGCCAUCAUUCUAUCUACUCUAUCAAAGAUACAUUACAUUGGUGUUGAAAGAGACGAUAACAACAACAACAACAACAACAAUGAUUCUAAAUACAAAAAGAAUAAGAGAAAGUACAAGAAUCAACCACAAGGUGGAAAUGUAAAUGGUGGCGGAUACUACAACAUAAGACAAGAAAUGAUCGAGAAGUUUAGUAGUGAUAUAUUGACUGUUCUUGGCCAGGGAGCAAGAGAGUUGAAGGGUUUAAAGGUGGAAUCAUCAUUGCCAAGCAAGGAUCAAAGACACCAAUACUUGGACGAGGAAUGGGCUCAAUGCACAAGAGUAUUGUUGGAACGGGAGAGACAAGAGAUUCAAAACACAGGUCCUCUAAUGUUGGCCGAACAAGAAGCACUUCAAAAGGAAAUGGACAAGGAGAUUGAAGCACAGAUCGAACCAUUCCCCAAGGAAAAGUCGUUCAACAUCCUUUUGUCCAAGUUUCAAAAUGAACAAGCCAAGGAAAAGGAGAAGUUGGCCAAGGUUCUCGCUGCUGAUCCUGCUGUAGUGGCAGACAAUGCCAAUCCAAAGGGUGUAUGGAAGACUCAAAUGGGUGCUUUGGACGCCAAGCAUCGCGACCAAAUGACCAAGUUUGAAGACAAACACAACGGCAAGAUGGACAAGAUCACCAAGAAAAAUGAUGACAUUAAAAAAAAGAUAAAGGAAAAGUAUGCAACUCUAAAGGAGAAUGUUAGAAACAAGUAUGAUGAGCAAAACAUCAAAAAUCGUUAUCAAUCGGACCUACAAAAAUUAAAUAAUACCUAUACUUCUAAAAAGAAUUCAUUAAAUGGUAUACCAUCUUCAACCCCAACUUCAUCAACUUUAACAAAAAAUAAUAAUAAUCAAAAUAAUAAUAAUAAUGAAGAACAAAAAAGAAUAGAAAAACAAAAACAAAAAGAAAAAGAAGAAAUGGAAAAGAAAUUAAAGUUGGAACAAGAGGAAAAGGAGAAAAAGGAACAAGAAGAAAAUCAAAGAUUGGAAAAAGAAAAAAGAAAGGAAAAAGAGUUGGAACAAUACCUUGUAACAUUGUCAUUAGAAUCUACAACACCAAUCAGUAGUGAGACAACAACAACAACAGAGACCUCAAUCACUGCCACUGCCACUACCACCACAUUUACAAAAAAACCAUCAGAUCCAUUUGAAUUGGUAGAAUACAAGAUUCAAAAGGUAAUGAAAGCUGUUCAAGAGGCAUCUGAUGCAAUCAAAGAUUUUAAAGCCAAAAACAAUCAAAUCGUUGUAGACAAGGAAAUAUUGGAUCAGUUGACAAAGGUAGACUUUGAAGCCAACAAGAAUCUGAUCAAGCAACUUAAAAAGCUGACCAAGAAGAAAACAGUCCAAGAAAAACGAAUCAAAUCACUACAAGAGAGAAAAGCACAAUUGCAAUUCAUCAUGUCAAGAUCUGCUAGACCAACUCUCCCACCACCAGUUCAAGAAUCCUAUGAAAAGCUUCUUUCCGAUUGUAAUCUUUUGUACCCCCAAUUAGUGUGUACCGAUACACAGCGUGGUAAACAACUCUUACCAUUUUUACAAGACCUCCUUACCAGAACCCUCAAACCUGUCAAGGUUGAGAUCUAUCUUUUUGGUUCAUCUUUGAAUGGUUUGGCAUUUAAAAACUCUGACUUGGAUAUUGCUCUUGUCACUGAUAGACCUCUUCAUUCUUUAUCAAAUUAUACAUUCAAGGUUUCAAAUGUUUUAAAAUCAAAUAAUUUUAAAAAUGUUUUAGCUAUUACUAGAACAAGAGUACCAAUUAUUAGAUUUAAUGAUAUAUUUUCAUCAUUGUCUUGUGACCUUUCAAUCAAUAAUCCAUUGGCAAUUUUCAAUAGUAAAAUGAUUUAUGAUUACAUGCAAAUUGAUAUUAGAGUUAGAACCAUUGCCAUUAUAAUUAAACAAUGGGCUAAAGUUAGAGGUAUUAAUGAUGCAUCAAAUAAUACAUUACACUCUUAUUCAUUUGUAAAUAUGAUUAUCCAUUUUAUGCAACGUGAGGAGGUUCUUAUCCUUCCAUCACUCCAAAGAAUGGCAAAUGGUCAGUACUAUUACAUCAAGGGUCGUAGAUAUGGUGAUGGUCGUGUCAAAGAGGAUCAUAUGAUUUCAGACAAGAAUUGUAAAUACUACAACAAUCUCGGACAACUCAGAGAGGUGUUUGGCAAGCACAACACCAUGACAGUGCCAGAACUACUCUUUGCCUUUUUCCAAUACUAUGCACUCCAUUUUGACUAUCAAAACAGUGUCAUUAGUAUUCGUUCAGGUGUCAUCUUGCCUGCCAAGACAAAGACAUGGGAUGACAAGCGAGAGUAUUUCUUUAUGAUUGAAGAUCCAUUCGACACAACCUUUAACAUUGCAAGAUCCAUUCGAAAGCCUCAUCACUUGGCUGCCAUUGUCAAGGAAUUUAUGAGAGCCUAUGAAUUGCUUUCAAACAAUGCUCCACUUUCUGAAUUAGUUAAAGCUCCUGAAGACAAUGAUUUUAAAAAGAAAAAACCUACCAAAUAA